This is a messenger RNA of Homarus americanus (American lobster), 3250 nucleotides long. RefSeq names its product cytochrome c oxidase assembly factor 7 homolog (gene Coa7). Gene Ontology annotation, molecular function: protein binding. The coding region runs from base 141 to 842 and encodes 233 amino acids. NCBI's taxonomy places the organism in Eukaryota, Metazoa, Arthropoda, Malacostraca, Decapoda, Nephropidae. The transcript has 4 exons. The record is from RefSeq and is a predicted model, not a curated record. Gene Ontology annotation, cellular component: mitochondrial intermembrane space.
UUGGCCUCAGUCCUAGCCUCCCUGUCUUCCCCUCCUGUCUAGCCUCCCCAGUCUAGCCUCCCCUGUCUUGCCCUCCAGUCUAGCCUCCCUGUCUCCCCCUCCAGUCUAGCCUCCCCUGUCUAGCCUCCCCAGUCUCAACUAUGGCCUUUGACAUGAAGAAAGAAGAAGACGUCAAAGAGUUUAUUGAUAAUUUAGGAAUAGAAUAUAGGUUUGGAUGUUUCAGUGAAGGAAAACCUGACAGUUGUCAUCUGCUUGGUGACUAUCUGGAAGGUGUGAAGAAGGACUUUGAAAAAGCUGCCAAAGUUUAUCGAAGCAACUGUGAUGAAUCGUCAUUUGCUAAGAGCUGUUAUAAAUAUGCCAAUUAUAAUUUUCUUGGUAAGGGAUGUAAACAGAACAUGGAAGAAGCUUAUUGUUAUUAUCUGAAGGGCUGCACGGCUGGUGACUACGACUCUUGUCUCAAUGGUGGCCUCAUGUGUGUGUCUCAUACACCAACUAAUGAUCACAGACCUAAGAAUUAUGAAAAGGGCUUGGAGCUGCUAGACAAGGCGUGCACCGGCAACAAUGCCUUCUCCUGCUACUACAUCUCGGGGAUUUUCAUCCAGGGAGUGAAGGAUGCUGUCAGUAAGGAUAUGAACAAAGCCUUUGAUUACUCCAUGAAGGCAUGUAACCUUGGCAACAUGUACGCUUGUGCGAACAUCUCUCAGAUGUAUCGCAAAGGAGACGGUGUGAAGAAAGACGAAACAAAGAGUGAUGAGUUCAAGAAGAAGGCUCUAGACAUGCAAGAUCAGUUCAAGGAGCAGAUGCAGCUACAGUUUCAACAAGGAAGUCAACAACAGUUAUAGAACCAUAGUAAAGUACAGUACUGAACUGUGCUUAUGUGUAAAUAUUUUUUAUGAGAUACUAAAGAAAUUCUGGUUAUAUUUUGUGUAAAGUAAUGAGGUGAAAAGCAGGAGGUUUUAUGUUCAGAGAUUAAGUACAACAUGUCUUAUAGGCCACACAACCAUAGGAAAAUAAUGUUCUUAUAUUCUCCAGCUGAGAGAAAGUAACACUAGAGACUUCGCCAGAGAUGUUAUUAUCACAAUCAAUCAAUUAUCACUAGAGGAGAAGCAGGUUAAUAUUAAUGUAUGUACAGAAAGGUAGAUGCUACACUCUGAUUAGCAUAUCCUGUCAUGUUGGUAUUGAUUAAAUUGUUUUGCAGGUGAUCAGUGUGUAGUAUCUGGCUUUCCUCUGGUGUUAAUUUCUCUGUUAUCUUCGUUGCUUUCUCACGAUUCUUUCACCUGAAGAAAAAAAUUAUUUACCUGUGGAGCACAACCUAUGAGACAUCCUUUAUCAUAGCUAUACCCUGAACUUUUUGUCAGAGGUGUGAGCUAUUUAUUAAAGCACGGUACUGUAAUGGUGAGCUAUUCUUCUUCACUGCCAGUUGUUGAUGAGACGUACUGUGCCUAGAUGGACGUCAGCCACAGAGUUCUCUUCUUAAAUAUUACAAUAUUAUCUCCUCUCAUAGUAAUGUGGUACAGAUGCAAGAAGUAAACAGAAAAAACCCACAAAAUGGAAGUGUUUUGAGAGAAUUUUAGGUUCACAUAUUGUGGAGAAAAUCACAAUAUAGUAUCCACAUUCAACAUACAAACCAGCCGUUGCUUCAGAUCCAAGGACUGUACCAUACACCGUAGCCUCAGUACGUUGCAACGAGUCAAAACAAAGAAUGUGCAGAUGUUCAAAUGGUAUACUGUCGGACUUCACAACACAUGAUUCAAGCCGCGUAGUCCUCUGUGUUUUGCCAUUUUUAACGCAUUACCGGAGAAAUGUAGUUUUUUUUAACCUAACUAUAAGGGAGUUCAGUUUAGAUAGUUAUUAAUUCAUAGUAUUGUAUUGUGUCUAGUUUAUGUUAUUGAUGGUGGUGCAGGAUGUGUGGCUGUUGUGGCCAGUGGUGCAACAAGACAUGAAGACAACAACUGAAGACAUGAGGACAAAAACUGAAGACAUGACGACAACUGAAGACAUGAAGACAAUGACUGAAGACAAUGAUCAGGAUGUAAGAAGCUGCUCUCAGCACUUAGGAAAAAUGAUAGAAUAAUAUGGAGAAUGUACCGGGUAGUUGAAGGGUAACCAAAACUUUCUGGGUAAAACUUAACAUGAAAAGUGGCAUCUAGUAAUGAAGAGGUUAGUGGAGAUAAUGUAUUAACCCCUUGUGUACUGGGUUCCCUCUGUGUUGUAUAAAGUCAUCUUGCGUUAACCUAAUAAAAUAUUAAAAGUGGCAUCCCUGAAGUAAAGGGAUAAGGGGUGUUACUUGUUGUCCACUACCUGUUCGCUUUUCAUGACACGACCACACACUAAACUUACCUGUUACCUGAAGGGAGUUUGUCACAUGUUAACAAUGAUAUUGAAUCAUUUUAGUGAUAUUUUUAACUAAUUAACAAAUUGGAAAAAGAUAAGACAGACAAAUACAAUUAAAAAUACAAUUACUAGCUACUGGUAAUGUAUCUUGAAGUCAUCGUCCCCAAUCAUGUCUUGUGUUCCUCUCGUCGUACAAAGACUUACUGUACUUAGUUUAAAUGACAAACUUCACACCAUCCAGCAAACUCAACUGGAUUCUUGCAUUAAAACUGAGGGUCUGUGGCUCAUGAAGUCAAGUACUGUACUGUAUACUGUACGGCAUUUACCCAACAGUGUAGUGGUGCCAAUUGUGGUGACUAUAGAAGUGUAAGAUGUGGACUUAACCAUACAAAUGUUUAACUCAGGAACCAUGAAUGCUUUUUUAAAUCUGUGUAAUCAUCAGUUGAUAGUAUUCAUACAGUACAGUACAGGAAAGAUGUGAUGCAGUCAUAUGGACCACAGAGACCAAAAGGACUUAUACCACAUCAUCAUUUAUUAUGAGGGAUUUCUACAGGGUGUUAGUGAAGUAAUGCUAUAGUUAUUCCUUGUUAUACCUACAUUGUUAUAUACCUUGUUAUACUAAUACUUGUAUUGAGAAUGGCAUCCACUUCCAACAUUUACUGUGACCAUUUACAAUAAUUGCUGUAAGUAGAGCAAGGUACAGAUAACAAUAUAAGACUGGAGGAAACAGUAACUAUUGGCCCAUACUGGGCAGUCCCAUUUACACCCAACCCCUAUUGCUCAUAAUCCAUCCAACCUUUGUUUGAAGCUAUCCAGCGUAUUCGAGUUAAUGAUGAUGUUUGGUAACUUGUUCCACUCAUCCACUACUCUAUUUCCAAACCAAUGUUUACCUAUUUCGCGCCUAAAUCUAAAUUUG